AUGGGUCCUACAGCAGUAAAGAGGAGGAAAAUUUCACAAUCUUCUAUGCAGGCAACAAACUCAACUACGGAAUUAGAAGAACACCCAAAUGACGUUUUUCGCAAGUUCUUCGAAAGUCAGUUCCGGCCGUUAGACGAUACACAUAUACAUAAAAAGCGUGCUGCUGUAGCUGUCACAUCCCAGGAGUCAGAAAUAUCAGAUGAUGAAGCAGACCAGUCGGGGGAGGAAAAUUUCGAAGGGUUUUCUGAUAUUGAAGAAGACGAAGAAGAAGAAGAACAAGAAGUGAUGGUUGUCGAACAUGUGGAUGUUCGCAACGAGAAUGUGCUACUGGAUAAGCAAACACGUAAAGCUUUAUUGUCUGCCAAAGUCCCAGCUUCUUCAGACACAUUAAAUAGCACAUCCAAGAAAUCAAACAAGGCCAAAGACGAAGAAGUCGACAACGAAGCAGCAAACCUACAAAACGAUCUCGCCUUGCAGCGUCUACUAAAGGAGUCACAUUUACUUGACUCGACAUCAUCAGAUUUAAACCCCACAGGGAAGAACAGACACAAAGCGCUUGAUUUGCGACUACAAGCUCUUGGAGCCAAGAAAUCUCUAUUUGAGCGAAAUAAAAUGCCCAAGUCACACCGCCAGGGCAUCGAGGCCAGGGCCGUCAAGACAGAGACUACCCGUCGCCGGGAAGCCCGAGAGAAUGGCAUUAUCCUCGAGAAACCCGUUUUCAAACAGCAGAAGAAUAGUAGCAGUAGUGCGAAACGGAGGGAUAGGGGAGUUGGUGCUCCAGCAGUGGGUAAAUUCGCUGGAGGUACCUUACGGCUCAGCAAACACGACUUGGCGAGCAUCCAGGGUCCAUCUAGGAAAGGCGGCAAAGGUUCUAAACGGGGUCGCCGCUGA
This is a messenger RNA of Talaromyces atroroseus, 891 nucleotides long. RefSeq lists its product as hypothetical. The transcript has 2 exons. Gene Ontology annotation, cellular component: nucleolus. Gene Ontology annotation, biological process: maturation of SSU-rRNA from tricistronic rRNA transcript (SSU-rRNA, 5.8S rRNA, LSU-rRNA). Lineage: Eukaryota; Fungi; Ascomycota; Eurotiomycetes; Eurotiales; Trichocomaceae. The coding region runs from base 1 to 891 and encodes 296 amino acids. The record is from RefSeq and is a predicted model, not a curated record.